Nasonia vitripennis (jewel wasp) is the source of this 420-nucleotide messenger RNA. It is a transcript of the gene ND-B8, whose product is annotated as NADH dehydrogenase (ubiquinone) 1 alpha subcomplex, 2, 8kDa. The transcript is spliced from 3 exons. The record is from RefSeq and is marked validated. Lineage: Eukaryota; Metazoa; Arthropoda; Insecta; Hymenoptera; Pteromalidae. Bases 26 to 304 code for a protein of 92 amino acids.
AGACGCAAUCUUUAUAUCGGGCAAGAUGGCAGCAGCUAGGCUAAGUUCGAAGAUCAAAGAAUUGCGAAUUUUAUUGUGCCAAACGUCGAAAUCGAGUGAAGGAGUCAGAAAUUUUAUCGAAAAUCAUUAUGUGAGUUUGAAAAAGGCAAACCCUCAGCUUCCGAUUAUGAUUAGAGAAUGUUCGCAAAUCGAACCCAGACUUUUCGUUCGCGUAGAAUACGGUAAAGAAAAGUGCUACCCACUAUCAAAUCUCAAAGUCGACGACGUCUUACAAAAGUUUCAGCAAGCGACGUCUAAUCCGUGAUUACUGCAUUGCUUAACUAUACAACAAUUCUCUAAUGUAAAAUGUAUGAUAAAUUAUUCUAGUUUUCAAAUAAAUAAAAAUAGCUGGUUCAUAGCUAUACUGUUGAGUUGGUAAAA